Lotus japonicus is the source of this 2129-nucleotide messenger RNA. RefSeq names its product protein DETOXIFICATION 43-like. NCBI's taxonomy places the organism in Eukaryota, Viridiplantae, Streptophyta, Magnoliopsida, Fabales, Fabaceae. The record is from RefSeq and is a predicted model, not a curated record. The transcript has 12 exons. Gene Ontology annotation, molecular function: antiporter activity; xenobiotic transmembrane transporter activity; citrate transmembrane transporter activity. Gene Ontology annotation, biological process: transmembrane transport. Gene Ontology annotation, cellular component: membrane. Bases 75 to 1733 code for a protein of 552 amino acids.
AUUGUAAACUCAAUUAAGCUUCGUCAGUUUCAAUCUGUUGCUGUUCUGGAAAUUGAGAGAAAAUUUAACAUAUCAUGGAUGAGAAUGCCAGUUUGUAUCAACCCACCAGUAACAAGUGGUGGAAAAUGCCUUUCUCUGUUUUCUUCAACGAUGCAAGGCGUGUUUUCAAGCUAGAUGCCUUGGGUCGAGAGAUAAUAGGGAUUGCUUUGCCAUCUGCACUUGCUGUUGCAGCUGAUCCCAUUGCUUCUCUCAUAGACACAACAUUCAUAGGCCACUUGGGACCGGUGGAACUUGCUGCUGCAGGAGUUUCCAUUGCUGUGUUCAACCAAGCUUCUAGGAUUACUGUAUUCCCUCUAGUCAGUAUCACAACUUCCUUUGUAGCUGAGGAAGAUACUAUCCAAAAGAUGAUUGCCAAAGCUGCUGCUGAAAAUGAUAAGGCUGAUCUGCUUCAAGACAUAGAAAAUGGUACAUCAAAACAGAACAACAUCAAGGCUCUGAAAGAUGAAGUUCCACAUGAAGAUGUGGAAAAAUCAGCAACAACCGAGAAAAAUGACACCAAUGCUGGCGAUGAUGGCCAUGGUAAUAAUACAAAUACAUGCAAGUCUUCUUCGGUUAAAAGCAGCGAUAAGAGUAAUGAGAAAGUUGGAAACAAGAAGCGACACAUUGCUUCAGCAUCAACAGCAUUAAUUUUUGGAUCAAUCCUCGGCCUUAUUCAAACAGCAAUUCUUAUGUUUGGAGCCAAACCUCUCUUAACUGCGAUGGGUCUGAAACAUGAUUCUCCUAUGCUCGGACCAGCACAGAAGUACUUAAGAUUGAGAGCAUAUGGUUCUCCUGCGGUUCUUCUCUCCUUGGCCAUGCAAGGAAUCUUUCGAGGGUUCAAGGACACAACAACUCCUUUAUACAUCAUUGUUUCGGGAUAUGCGUUGAAUGUGGUAUUGGACCCAAUAUUAAUCUUUAAAUUAAAAUUGGGCCUCGAAGGUGCAGCCAUGUCACAUGUCUUCUCCCAGUACGUGAUGGCAUUCACCCUCUUUUUUAUAUUGACGAAAAAAGUGUAUCUCGUGCCACCAAGCAUAAAGGAUCUGCAGAUUUUUCGUUUUCUGAAAAAUGGAGGUCUUUUGAUGACAAGGGUAAUAGCAGUGACAUUCUGCAUGACCUUUGCAGCCUCAUUGGCAGCAAGAUUAGGUCCAAUUCCAAUGGCUGCAUUUCAACCCUGCUUACAGGUCUGGUUGACAUCAUCCCUUCUUGCUGAUGGUUUGGCUGUUGCUGUACAGGCAAUUCUAGCAUGUUCCUUUACUGAGAAAGAUUACAAGAAGGUAACUGCGGCGGCAACGCGAACCCUGCAGAUGGGUUUUGUUCUAGGAGUGGGGCUCUCUGUUGCUGUUGGAAUUGGGUUUUACUUUGGAGCUGGAGUGUUUUCAAAGAAUGCUGAUGUUGUGAACUUAAUCAGGAUUGGCAUGCCGUUUGUUGCUGCUACCCAACCAAUCAAUUCAUUAGCCUUUGUCUUUGAUGGUGUUAACUAUGGGGCUUCUGAUUUUGCCUAUGCUGCAUACUCCUUGGUCUCGGUGUCUGUUGUGAGCAUUGCUAUAGAGUUUGUCCUCUAUAGGAGCAAACAAUUCGUUGGGUUAUGGAUUGCACUGUCCAUCUAUAUGGUUCUUCGCAUGGUGGUUGGUAUAUGGAGGAUGGGAACAGGCACUGGACCUUGGCGCUAUCUCAGAGGCCACUCAAUGUUGUAGAAUAUCUUCUUCAUCGGAAAGUUUUGUUGCUUAAAGAUGGCAUAUGGACUCUAUGUUACUACUUUACCAGUUGUGAGAAUCUUGGACUACUCCAUUUAGUGUGUUUGAAUUAACGUUUGCAGAAUUGAUGAUUCUGGAGUUAAAGUGAUGUGUUAAGUUUUGAAGAAAAAAAUGUGAUGUAUAAUGUUUUAUGUGCAUCUCUUCACUUAGAGAUGUGAGCUAUACUUAUUUUGAUUGUGUGGCUUGUUUCGAGCCCAACUUUGUGCUACAGAUAUGUAAACAUUGAUCGGUUACCCUCUUUUUCUUCCGAUUUUAGGAUUUGGAUUGAGGAGGCUCCGGAUGUAAUUUUUUCGCUAGUUCAUUAUGAUGUUGGCCUUUGUGCCUUAUUCUUCUUAA